Mya arenaria is the source of this 32171-nucleotide messenger RNA. Its product is annotated as mucin-16-like. Gene Ontology annotation, molecular function: protein binding. Bases 131 to 31987 code for a protein of 10618 amino acids. Gene Ontology annotation, cellular component: extracellular matrix. NCBI's taxonomy places the organism in Eukaryota, Metazoa, Mollusca, Bivalvia, Myida, Myidae. The transcript is spliced from 100 exons. The record is from RefSeq and is a predicted model, not a curated record.
UGGAGAGUAAACGCGCGUCCAUUUCCAAAUUUUGAGUUUUAUUACUUUGCUCAGAACAAUAGCUGCCUUUCGAGAUAGUGACUUACGGCAGCAAAAGUUUUGAGAGGACUUCCUAUUCCCUUUUGGGACCAUGGUAGGACCGUUAAUAUGGGCGCUCAUGAUACUUCCGUUGACGACUUUUGGAAAUGUCCAAGGCGAAAGCCACAAAUGCAAGGUGAAACAGACAGAGCUCAUCUAUACCACUGACAAGUGCGGUAACAUGCUGACGAAGAGCAUCAGUGGUUGGACUUUGAACCAGACUAUGUCCAGUAUUAACGACGUAUCCCACGAACGUCUUAUGGAACUCAUCAUAUCCUGGAGCAGUCAUCCGAAUGAAAGUCCUGAAUGCGUCUUUCAAAAGAUGGUUGAGAAUGAAGUUGACAGUUGUUGCGCGGGAUAUAACGGGACGGAUUGUGCCCAAGCAAUCUGUGACCCGCCAUGCCAUAACGGCCAAUGUAUGAGUCCUAGCCUGUGCGAAUGUCACACCGGUUUUGGAGGUUACACCUGCGACGAGAGUAAACAAGAAAACGCAAAUGGUGAUCAGUACUGUUUCAACUACAAGUCCUGUGCUGGGGAGAAACUUCCAGGAUAUGAAGGAGCGGAGACGGCAUUUGGCACGUGUUGCUUAGCAGGGGGCGGAUCUUGGGGUCGUACGGGGCAAUCGUGCACAACUUGUCCGGCAGAAAAUCAAGAGAAACCUGCACAUCUCACAUGUGUAAACUUUGGAAAGAACCUGUACAUCACCUUCGACGGCCAUAGCUACAAUUUUGACGGGUCUUGCACCUACACUAUGGCAGAAGAAGUCAAUAUGUGGUCAGUUCAGCUGAACGUGGUCAACUGUGGUAUUGACCAGUCAUUCUUGGAGUGUAGAAAGGACAUAAUCAUCGAGUCAAACAGCCAGAAAGUGAGGAUCGAGGGAGGUAAACUUUAUGUUGGAGACGAUGAGAUUACCUUCAACAAGACGAAUUCCCUCCAAAUCACGCCAGCAAUCUCCGCUAGCACUGAAGGCGAUUUCCUGUUCGUUGUGAUCCAGGGAGGCGACGUUUACAUCAAAACGGAUCUCAAAACGUCCGUCUACGUUCAUAUGCAGCGUGGGCGAGCUCGUAAAAUGACCGGGCUGUGCGGGAACGCCAAUGAAGAUCCCUCGGAUGAUGAUUUCGGAUCUGGGUCGAUGGGCGCAAAUGAAAUGAAAAUCACAGUUCCCGGACAGUCGUGCCCCGAUGCAGGCCAUCCCGUGGACACAUGUACAACUGAACAAAAGAUAAUAGACUCCCAGUCAGCUUGUAGCUACGUCCACACCAUCUACAGUGGCAACAAAGCCGUUCAUCCAAAGAUCUGGUACGAAACGUGUGCUAGUGCCUUCUGUCAGGCGAAAACCUUUGAGGAGGAAGAGGAAGUGAAAUGUUCAACAAUGGAAGGAUAUGCCAGACAACUGGCUUCAUAUGGUAGCCCAGUUGAGUGGAGAAAUGCCUUCACCUGUCCAAAGGAAUGCCCAGAGGGGCGGCGCUACAGCCAAGGAAUGUCACGUUGUCCUCGCACCUGCGAAACCAUGUACCAGCCCAUGUCCCAAGACUGCUAUGACGACCCGAUUUCGGGGUGUGAAUGUAUUACUGGGACGGUGCUAUAUGAUGGCAAGUGUAUCCGCCCGAGCGAGUGUCCCUGCCUACACUAUGGGACCCGUUACAGUAGCGGGGAAACAUUCGCCGUUGACUGCAAUCACUGUACAUGUACGAUGGGUCGGCUUGAAUGCACGGAGUUAGAGUGUUCCUCCACGUGCACACUAACAGGAUACAACCACGUGACCACGUUUGACGGCCAGACUUAUGACUUCGACGUCGGAGAUCAGGAAUGUGUAUACUCGCUCGUUACGCCAACGGAAGAAUCUCUGGUUGAAGACGAACACAACAACAUUUAUAUCUCCAUAACAACGCGGGUCUGCGACGAAAUCCCCAACGCUCGAUGUAUUGCUGGCAUUAUCGUCAGAAUCCGAGACACCCAAGUGAUCGUGGAAAAACACCAAGUCUACUUAAAUGACGUAUCAGUCCAGAUUCCGUACUCCGAUGACGUCAUGUACAUUAAACAGGCUACGUCACAGUUCCUGGUUAUUCGAGGAUUUAAUUGUACAGUGAUGUAUGACGGGAACCAACGGCUCUACAUCAAUUUGGGACCAUAUUAUGAAAAUAAGGUUCUAGGUAUGUGUGGCAAGUACAACAAGAUUACCGGCGACGACAUGGAGGCAGAGGGCAUCGUACAGCCCCAGCCCCAGGACUUUACGUACUUCUAUGGUGAAAACCAAUGCCGAGAACGGACAAACUUGACAAAGCCCUGCGAUGCCCAACCGCAACUGAAAUACCAAGCCGAGGAAAAAUGCGCUCACUUGAAGAACCCUGAUUUCUUAGGAGGAUGCCGAGCUUAUCUUCUGGAUUUGACAUACCACUAUGACCGCUGUGUGUCUGACAUGUGCCGACAAGGCGUGGCCUCCGAAUUUACACCUAUGUGUACGUGGACCGGGGCUAUCACGAGGAUAUGCGCCUCCAAAAGGUUCAUUCUAGACUGGAAAUUCAACAACGAAACAAUCCACUGCAUUGACACACUGAUGAGUUGCAACAACGCCGGCAGAGGGACCCGGUACAAGGAGUGUGCCUCCACGUGUCAUGGUCACUGUCGGGAUUUACAGGUGGGAGACCCAAACUGUGAGGAAAGUUGCCUUCCCGGUUGCCAGUGCCCGUUCAACCAGUUUCUGGACGACGAAAAAACAUGCGUGCCAAUCCAUGAGUGUACCUGUUACAAUGACGAUAAACCAAAAACGGUUUACAGAAGUGGCGAUGAGAUUGUAAAAGACUGCAAACAAUGUACUUGUUCAAACGGAACUUGGAGUUGCGUUAAAAUGAAUGACUGCGUUGGUCCCAAAGUCACGUGUCCGAACAACAUGCACUACUACGAGCACUCGUCGUGUGACCAGGGCCUCUCGUGUGAUACGUUUACGGCGAACAAACAGUGCCAAGGAACAUAUUCAGGAUGUGGUUGUGAAUCCGGGCUUGUCAUCGCUGGAAAUGGAACCGUGUGCCUUCCGUUCAGCGAAUGUCCGUGUGUCUACGCGGGUCAGCACUAUCCUUACGGUUACAGACUGAUGGCUGGGUGUAAGCGCAUAGAAUGUAUGAAUACAACAUGGGUGACGGUAGAAGAACUCGAUUGCGCUGCUAUGUGUUGGGCCUCCGGCGAUCCCCAUUACAACACCUUUGAUGGAUCCUCGUUUUCGUUCAUGGGCACCUGCUCCUACACCCUCGCGAAAGACGUGGACGGAAUUUUUGAAAUUACCGCUGCCAACGUGCCGUGUGGAUCUACCGGUGUCACGUGCACCAAAUCCGUCAAGAUUUCGAUUAACAACCAGACGCUACAGCUAGUGAGGGGACGGGACAUGGAGAUAGGGGCCACCAGCAUAUCCUCCAACCAGUACUAUACCAAAGGCUUGGUCGUAGAAACAAUAGGAAACGAAUUCAUCACGGUUAUCGCACCUGAUUUGGGCAUCACUGUUAAAUACGAUCAAGGAACACGAGUGUACAUUUACCUGUCCGAGCGCUGGAAGGGUCGUGUCAAGGGUCUGUGCGGCAACUACGACGGCAGCAGUAAGAACGACUACGAGAGCAGUAUGGGUGGUGUCUCCCUCAUGUCCGAGUUUGUGAACAGUUGGCGAAAACAGAGCAGCUGUCCUGAGAUUCCCCACGAUGCUGUCUUACCGGAGCCGUGUGCUGGAGGUCUAGCAAUAAGGAAGUAUUGGGCACAGGAGAAAUGCGAGUUGAUCCGAAAUCCACAAGGAGAAUUUGCUAGUUGUAUUGCUCAAUCGAUGCCAUCCACAAUCGAAUCGUACUACAAAGAAUGCUUAUUUGACGCUUGCGGUUGUGACCAAGGGGGCGACUGCGAAUGUUUGUGCACGGCUAUAUCCAACUUCGCGGAUUAUUGUAACGGACUCGGUGUCUACAUCAAAUGGCGGACAAAGUGGCUUUGCCCCAUGCAGUGCGACAACCAUCUUGUGUACGAGGCCUGUGGGGAUCCAUGUCCGCAAACGUGUAAAAACAUCGACCAAGACAAGCCAGAAUAUUGCAACCAGAUCAAAUGUAACGAAGGGUGCUUCUGUCCACCAGGAACUGUCCGAGACAGAGACAAGUGUGUCCCAGUAUCCACUUGUCCAUGUUACGACACAGAUGGCAAGAUGUACCCGCCAGACACUGUAAUUGAAAAAGACUGUCAGAAAUGUGUGUGUACAAACGGUUCAUUAAUCUGCGAGGGAGCAACGUGUUUCUGCAACGACAACGAGUACCAAUGCAAAGAUGGCCAAUGUGUGAACGGGACUAAAAAAUGUAACGGCGUCGUGGACUGUUUGGACGCAAGCGAUGAAGAAAAUUGCGUGACCACGUGUAACCCAAAUGAUUUUAAAUGCAACGACGGCACGUGUAUUUCCAAGGUAUAUGUGUGUGACGAGGAUUAUGACUGUAAGGACGGAAGUGACGAAAAAAAUUGCACAAACUGUACAGAGCAAGAAUUCCAGUGCAAGAAUAAAAAGUGUAUCUCGAAAGAACAUGUUUGCGAUGACGACCACGACUGUGGUAUAUACGACCACUCAGAUGAGGAAAAUUGUACCACCACUACUACAUCUUCUACAACAACGUAUCAAACUACAACUUCUAGCCCGACCACAACGCUCAGUCCGACAACAACAUCAAGCCCGACGUCAACGUCCAGCCCAACAACAACGUCGAGUCCGACUACCACGUCCAGCCCGACUACCACGUCCAGCCCGACUACAACGUCCAGCCCAACUACAACGUCCAGCCCGACUACAACGUCCAGCCCGACUACAACGUCCAGCCCGACUACAACGUCUAGCCCGACAACAAUGUCCAGCCCAUCAACAACGUCCAGCCCGACUACAACGUCCAGCCCGACAACCACGUCCAGCCCGACUACAACGUCCAGCCCGACUACCACGUCCAGCCCGACAACCACGUCCAGCCCGACUACAACGUCCAGCCCGACUACCACGUCAAGCCCGACAACCACGUCCAGUCCGACUACAACGUCCAGCCCGACUACAACGUCCAGCCCGACAACAACAUCCAGCCCGACUACAACGUCCAGCCCGACUACAACGUCCAGCCCGACUACAACGUCCAGCCCGACAACCACGUCCAGCCCAACUUCAACGUCCAGCCCAACAACAACGUCAUAUCCGACAACAACAUCGAGCUCGACUUCAACUCCUAGUUCUACUUCAACUUCUACUCCAACCACAACGACUAGUACAGUUGCGCCAUGCGUCGAUAUAGAUGGAAUGGGCAAUCCAUCGUUGAUACCGACUAACAAUAUUGUCGUGCAGGGAAGUCCCGAUGAAUCGCCGGCGACAAAAGAUAAGCUUCGACCAACUUCGGAGGAGCCGUAUGGAUUUAGCGCACCGAGUAGAACCUUCAAGAUAAGAUUCGACACUCCCAAGCGCGUUGGAAGUAUUAGCCUCGGAUACUAUUCACAUAUUACUGGAUACAAUGUGGAGUUCGUUCAAGACGGUGUUACAUUAUUCGAACAGAGGUACACCGAGGAUGAGACCGCUUAUUCUGCGAACGCAACUUCCGUUACAGAGAUUAUAAUCACAGUGGAUGCUAGUUCUGUGGGUCAGAUGGUUGGAGCCGAAGUGGAAUUGGACAUCCGUUUAUGUGAAGAGGCAACAACUACAUCAUCCACCACCACCUCCUCCACCACCACACCAACUGUGACAACAACGUCCAGCCCGACUACAACGUCCAGCCCGACUACAACGUCCAGCCCGACUACAACGUCCAGCCCGACUACAACGUCCAGCCCGACUACAACGUCCAGUCCGACAACCACGUCCAGCCCAACUUCAACGUCCAGCCCAACAACAACGUCAUAUCCGACAACAACAUCGAGCUCGACUUCAACUCCUAGUUCUACUUCAACUUCUACUCCAACCACAACGACUAGUACAGUUACGCCAUGCGUCGAUAUAGAUGGAAUGGGCAAUCCAUCGUUGAUACCGACUAACAAUAUUGUCGUGCAGGGAAGUCCCGAUGAAUCGCCGGCGACAAAAGAUAAGCUUCGACCAACUUCGGAGGAGCCGUAUGGAUUUAGCGCACCGAGUAGAACCUUCAAGAUAAUAUUCGACACUCCCAAGCGCGUUGGAAGUAUUAGCCUCGGAUACUAUUCACAUAUUACUGGAUACAAUGUCGAGUUCGUUCAAGACGGUGUUACAUUAUUCGAACAGAGGUACACCGAGGAUGAGACCGCUUAUUCUGCGAACGCAACUUCCGUUACAGAGAUUAUAAUCACAGUGGAUGCUAGUUCUGUGGGUCAGAUGGUUGGAGCCGAAGUGGAAUUGGACAUCCGUUUAUGUGAAGAGGCAACAACAACAUCAUCCACCACCACCUCCUCCACCACCACACCAACUGUGACAACAACGACGUACCCUUGUCAGGACCUUAAUGGGAUGGACGAGCCGUACAUUAUUCCAACGAAUGGUUUAGGUAUCAUUGGACAAGGAACAACUACAGAUGACGUUGAAAAACUAAGGACAUCAUCUCCAGGAUCGUUUGUGAUUGAAAAUGACCGAGUAAUUGUGGCCAUAACAUUCCGUGAUACUGUACAGUUAGGGAGGGUGGAUCUAGUAGGCGACGAAAAUAUUAAAGAGUUCUCCGUCUUGUACGAAACAUCCAGUGGUAAAGAAUUCACUUCUCAAAACUUUACCAGCAGCGAAGUUGCAAGAUUCUCUGACGCUGUAAACGUGGCGAAGCUCUACAUCGUCGUGACAAGAAAUCCCGAAUCUGUUGGACAAGCCGUUUUUAAAUUAGACGUCCGGAUUUGCUACACUCCGUCAACUACAACGACCACUUCCACUACGACAGUCACCACUUCACCUACAAUAACAACAACACCACAUACUUGGCCAUGUCAAGAAACAAACGGGAUGGAUUCGAAAUAUGAAAUCACGCCGACAGAGAACAUCACUAUUAUUGGUCAAUCUUCGACCGAAUCCGAAAUCGAAAAACUCCGGAGUACAUCCACCGCGGGACCAUUUGUUAUUGUGGAACAAACAGUUGAGAUCAAAAUUCGUUUCUCCUCUGACAUCCAACUCGGACUUGUCGACCUCACAGAUGAGACGAAUAUCCAAAGCUUUACUGUAGUUUACGUGGACAAAUAUGGUGUAAAUUCGACAGAAACGACAUACGGAAGUACAGACAUGGCGAAAUACAAAGAUGCAACCAAUGUUCAGUAUCUGAUAUUGAAAAUCUCAAAGGCCAAUCCAGCCGAAGAAGCGUCAUUUAAGUUGGAUCUGCGCGUUUGCUACGAAUGCGUUGACAAAAUGUUAACAUCUAUGACUGGUACCUUAUUCUCCGUUUCAACCGGAAUGCCGAGGAACUUACCAACCUCUGAUUUAUUUUCGGAAACAUCGACCGGAUUAAAGAUUUUUCCACCUGCCGAUGAUUACCUUCUGAUUUCAAUCAGUCCACCAGAACAAGUGACAUAUUUUUCUAUGCAUGUAUCUACAAACGUCAACUUAGUGACUGUCACAUUAUUUUUGGAGAACGUGGAGCAGGAGACGAAAUAUGCCGUUGUUAAAAGUGGAAUUCUUGAAGUUUCCAUGCCAUUUGGUGUUAAUCUAGAUCAACUCAAACUGAAAUUCGAUGUUUCUGAAGAAAUAACAAUCGCAAAUAUAAAGAUCCGUGCAUGUACUGUGCCCGCCGGAAACGGAACCACUCCUCCAACUGUGAUACCAACUAUACCUACUCAUACUACACCAACGACUACAACAUACUCAACGUUCUCAGAAACGACGUCGACAACAACAACGUCACCGACCACAACGUCGCCACCGACCACAACAUCGUCGCCGACAACAACGUCGUCACCGACCACAACAUCUUCACCGACAACAACGUCGUCACCGACCACAACAUCAUCACCGACAACAACAUCGUCACCGACAACAACGUCGUCACCGACCACAACAUCGUCACCGACCACAACAUCGUCACCGACAACAACAACGUCGCCAACUGUGACAACGCCCGCGUAUCCGUGUCAGGACCUUAAUGGGAUGGACGAGCCGUACAUUAUUCCAACGAAUGGUUUAGGUAUCAUUGGACAAGGAACAACUACAGAUGACGUUGAAAAACUAAGGACAUCAUCUCCAGGAUCGUUUGUGAUUAAAAAUGACCGAGUAAUUGUGGUUAUAACAUUCCGUGAUGCUGUACAGUUGGGGAGAGUGGAUCUAGUAGGCGACGAAAAUAUUGAAAAAUACUCCGUCGUGUACGAAACAUCCAGUGGUGAAGAAUCCGCUGAUCAAAACUUUACCAGCAGCGAAGUUGCAAAAUUCUCUAAAGCUGUAAACGUGACGAAGCUCUACAUCGUCGUGACAAGAAAUCCCGAAUCUGUUGGACAAGCCGUUUUUAAAUUAGACGUCCGGAUUUGCUACACUCCGUCAACUACAACGACCACUUCCACUACGACAGUCACCACUUCACCUACAAUAACAACAACACCACAUACUUGGCCGUGUCAAGAAACAAACGGGAUGGAUUCAAAAUAUGAAAUCACGCCGACAGAGAACAUCACUGUUAUUGGUCAAUCUUCGACCGAAUCCGAAAUCGAAAAACUCCGGAGUACAAACAUCGCGGGACCAUUUGUUAUUGUGGGACAAACAGUUGAGAUCAAAAUUCGAUUUUCCUCUUACAUCCAACUCGGACGGGUGGACCUCACAGAUGAGACGAAUAUUCAAAGCUUUACCGUAGUUUACGUGGACAAAUAUGGUGCAAAUUCGACAGAAACGACAUACGGAAGUACAGACAUGGCGAAAUACAAAGAUGCAACCAAUGUUCAGUAUCUGAUAUUGAAAAUCUCAAAGGCCAAUCCAACCGAAGAAGCGUCAUUUAAGUUGGAUCUGCGCGUUUGCUACGAAACGACGUCGACAACAACAACAACAACAACAACAACAACAACGUCACCGACCACAACAACAUCGUCACCGACAACAACAUCGUCACCGACAACAACAUCGUCACCGACAACAACGUCGUCACCGACCACAACGUCGUCACCGACAACAACAUCGUCACCUACCACAACAUCGUCACCGACCACAACAUCGUCACCGACAACAACGUCGUCACCGACAACAACGACGUCAUCGACAUCAAUAUCGUCACCGACCACAACGUCGUCACCGACAACAACAUCGUCACCGACAACAACGUCGUCACCGACAACAACGUCGUCACCGACCACAACGUCGUCACCGACCACAACGUCGUCACCGACAACAACGUCGUCAUCGUCCACAACAUCGUCACCGACCACAACAUCGUCACCGUCCACAACAUCGUCAUCGUCCACAACAUCGUCACCGUCCACAACAUCGUCACCGACAACAACAUCGUCACCGACAACAACGUCGUCACCGACCACAACAUCGUCACCGACCACAACAUCGUCACCGACAACAACGUCGUCACCGACCACAACGUCGUCACCGACCACAACAUCGUCACCGACAACAACGUCGUCACCGACAACAACGACGUCAUCGACAUCAACAUCGUCACCGACCACAACGUCGUCACCCACAACAACAUCGUCACCGACAACCACAUCGUCACCGACAACAACGUCGUCACCGACCACAACGUCGUCACCGACCACAACAUCGUCACCGACAACAACGUCGUCACCGACCACAACAUCGUCACCGACAACAACGACGUCAUCGACAUCAACAUCGUCACCGACAACAACGUCGUCACCGACCACAACAUCUUCACCGACAACAACAUCUUCACCGACCACAACGUCGUCACUUACAACAACUUCACCGACAACCUCAACGUCACCGACCACAACGUCGCCGACACCAAGUACUUCAACGGCAGUUUAUCCUUGUCAAGAAGUGGACGCAAUGAAGGAUUCCUUUAUUAUUCCAACUUCGAGCAUAAAAGUAUAUGUGCCCACUGAAAACUCGACGUUAGAGAAAAGAUUAUCAACAGAUAACAGAACCACGCUCAUUGAUAGCAUAAGGUCAUCAUCUGCGAAUGGAUUUAACAUGGAAGAUGCGUCGGUCAUAGUUAUUAACAUAACACUGGCAGGCUCCACCACCGUUGGAAGGGUGGAUUUAAUCGACGAUGAGAAUAUUGCAUAUUACACCGUGGAAAUGUACACAACGAGUGGCGUUAUCUCCGAACAGGUGUUUAAUGCGUCGGAAAUAGCGAAGUAUCGCGAAGCAUAUGAUGUAAUAGGGAUAGCCAUUACCGUCUUCAAAGGUGCAUCUCCAACGCCGGGUGUAUUCCAGCUGGACAUAAGAAUAUGUUACGAAUGUGUUUCGGAGAUGCUAGAUGGCCAAGGAGAAGUUUUGUUGUACUCCGAGAGCCAACUUUCGCCAAAGAGCAAUACCGGUUUUUAUGUACUGAACGCGGAUGAGGCCUAUGUCACGAUGCUUUUUGAUGACGUCCAACGUGUAACACUCGUGUCUUUUACAGUCUCGAGCAACGUAUUUGCUGUAAAUGUCGAUUACCUGGAUUCGCACAGUUCCGUCGACCCUGUGUACACGGAGGUCGCCGGUGUGAGUGGGAACAACGAAGUCUCUGUUGACACCCAACAUGGCAUACCUGCUCGGGCGGUGAAAUUGACCUUCAGUAAAACUGACUCCAACAAAGUCAUCAUAAAUAAUUUAGCUAUCUCAGCUUGUCUGGUAGAAGUUAUUACUACAACAACACCGUACUCUACAGCCACGACGACAACACCGUACACCCCAACAACAACACCAAGCACAACAACACCAGAAGUGUGCGCUUAUCCACUGAUUCUGAAUAAUGACACAAUGUCCACCCUUGGAUUUGAGGUGGAUGGCGUUGACGCAAGUGUUUUAAACGCAAUAAGUACCGGUGCAGGAACAGUAUAUUACCUUCGAUCAACGGAACGAAAAGACUUUGUCACAUUUAAACUGGCAUAUGAAGUGGGACUUUCAAAGGUUGAAUUUGAGUCGCAGUUUGUGGAGACGUAUACUUUAGAAUUAAAGGAAUUUGAAACAACCGAACCAGAAGUGAUUGUGGAAGUUGCCAGAUUCCCAGAGGAGGUUUCAAAGCAAGGACGAACAUUUGCUAUGGGUCUAUUUAAUGUCUCAGAAGUCACUAUAAGAAUAACCAAGAAAGAUUCUUCGUCAGAUAGAAAACCGUUUAUUAAAAACCUGGCUCUGUACGUCUGUCCUGAGGAGGAAAUCCAAAGUACGACAACAACCACAACAACAACGUCCUCAACAUCAGAGACCACUCCAAGCACAUUUUCAUCGACGUCACCACCACCAACUACCACACCGUAUGUGUGUGAUUCGCCUUACCUUAAGUGUCCAGAUGAAGACAGAUGCUAUAAACCAUGUGACAAUAUACCGGAAUGUCGUUUUGGCUGGGAUGAAAUGGACUGCAUAACAACAGUAGAAACAACAACAACAACUACGUCAACUACAACGUCCAUACCAACAACUACAGUGCCGUGUGACGAAAGUUAUGAAUACGUCUGUGAGACUGGUCAAUGUAUUGAGAAGACUGAAGUUUGUGAUGGUAAAUGUGACUGUUUCCAAACGUGCGAUGAUGAAUACCCUUGUACAACAACACCAACAUUUUCUACACCAACACUGUCAACCACGACAACAACAUCGACAACUACUACAACGUCGUCACCGACCACAACAUCUACACCGACAACAACGUCGUCACCGACAACAACAUCGUCAUCGACCACAACCUCGUCACCGACAACAACGUCUUCAACGACCACAACGUCAUCACCGACAACAACUUCGUCAACGACCACAACAUCGUCAACGACGACAACUUCGUCACCGACCACAACAUCGUCACAGACAACAACGUCGUCACCGACAACAACGUCUUCUCCGACUACAACGUCGUCACCUACCACAACGUCUUCACCGACAACAACGUCUUCACCGUCCACAACGUCUUCAUCGACAACAACGUCUUCAUCGACCACAACAUCGUCACCUACAACAACGUCGUCACCGACAACAACAUCGUCACCGACCACAACCUCGUCACCGACAACAACGUCUUCACCGACCACAACGUCUUCACCGACAACAACAUCGUCACCGACCACAACCUCGUCACCGACAACAACGUCUUCACCGACUACAACGUCUUCACCGACUACAACGUCGUCACCGACUACAACAUCCUCACCAACCACAACGUCUUCACCGACAACAACGUCGUCACCGACCACAACACCGACCACAGCCUCGUCACCAACAACAACGUCGUCACCGACCACAACAUCGUCAACGACCACAACGUCGUCACCGACCACAACAUCGUCACCGACCACAACGUCGUCACCGACAACAACGUCGUCACCGACAACAACGUCUUCACCGACAUCAACGUCUUCUCCGACCACAACGUCUUCAUCGACAACAACGUCUUCACCGACCACAACAUCGUCACCUACAACAACGUCGUCACCGACAACAACAUCGUCACCGACCACAACAUCGUCACCGACAACAACGUCUUCACCGACCACAACGUCUUCACCGACUACAACGUCUUCACCGACAACAACUUCGUCAACGGCCACAACAUCGUCAACGACGACAACUUCGUCACCGACCACAACAUCGUCACCGACAACAACGUCGUCACCGACAACAACAUCGUCACCAACAACAACGUCGUCAACGACCACAACAUCGUCACCGACAACAACGUCUUCACCGUCCACAACGUCUUCAUUGACAACAACGUCUUCACCGACCACAACAUCGUCACCUACAACAACAUCGUCACCGACAACAACAUCGUCACCGACCACAACCUCGUCACCGACAACAACGUCUUCACCGACCACAACGUCUUCACCGACAACAACAUCGUCACCGACCACAACCUCGUCACCGACAACAACGUCUUCACCGACUACAACGUCUUCACCGACUACAACAUCGUCACCGACUACAACAUCCUCACCAACCACAACGUCUUCACCGACAACAACGUCGUCACCGACCACAACACCGACCACAGCCUCAUCACCAACAACAACGUCGUCACCGACCACAACAUCGUCAACGACCACAACGUCGUCACCGACCACAACAUCAUCACCGACCACAACGUCGUCACCGACAACAACGUCGUCACCGACAACAACGUCUUCACCGACAUCAACGUCUUCUCCGACCACAACGUCUUCAUCGACAACAACGUCUUCACCGACCACAACAUCGUCACCUACAACAACGUCGUCACCGACAACAACAUCGUCACCGACCACAACAUCGUCACCGACAACAACGUCUUCACCGACCACAACGUCUUCACCGACUACAACGUCUUCACCGACUACAACGUCGUCACCGACCACAACAUCAUCACCGACCACAACAUCGUCACCGACAACAACAUCGUCACCGACAACAACGUCUUCACCGACUACAACGUCAUAUAAUUGGCCGUGUCAAGAGACUAAAGGGAUGGAUGAUGAAGAUAUAACACCUUCGGAGAACAUUACAGUUGAGGGUCAGGUCGCAAGUCCAUCAGCCAUUGAAAACCUUCGGGGAAAUUCAACCACCGGACCAUUUGUUGUUACGGCAAAUACGGUUACAAUAACCAUUGUGCUUAUUCCCGCCAUGCAAGUGGGUCGAGCUGACCUGAUAGGCGAUCAGAAUAUUAGUACCUUUAGCGUGAAGUUUAUAUCCAAUGGGACAACUUCUGAAGAAACAACGUACGAUAGUUCGGACAUGGCAAAGUUCAAAGAUGCCGUGAAUGUUGAAGCCGUAAUAUUGACAAUAACGUUGGGAACGCAGUCCAAUGUAGGGUCCUUCAAAUUGGAUCUACGUGUUUGCAAUGUACCGUCCGGCAAUGGAACAACUUUACCAACAGUGACGCCAUAUAUAUCUGAAUCUACGUCAACUACCACAUCAUACACAACCUUCUCAGAAACUACAUCGACAACAACAACGUCACCGACAACAACGUCGUCACCAACAACAACGUCGUCACCGACCACAACGUCUUCACCGACAACAACGUCUUCACCGACAACAACGUCUUCACCGACCACAACAUCGUCACCGACGACAACUUCUUCACCGACGACAACGUCGUCACCGACUACAACAUCGUCACCGACCACAACGUCUUCACCUACUACAACAUCGUCACCGUCGACAACGUCAUCACCGACGACAACUUCGUCACCGACCACAACAUCGUCACCGACAACAACGUCGUCACCGACAACAACAUCGUCACCGACGACAACGUCUUCACCGACUACAACAUCAUCACCGACCACAACAUCGUCACCUACUACAACAUCGUCACCGUCGACAACGUCACCGACGACAACUUCGUCACCGACGACAACGUCAUCACCGACAACAACUUCGUCACCGACCACAACAUCGUCACCGACCACAACAUCGUCACCGACAACAACGUCGUCACCGACAACAACAUCGUCACCGACGACAACGUCUUCACCGACGACAACGUCGUCACCGACUACAACAUCGUCACCGACCACAACGUCUUCACCUACUACCACAUCGUCACCGUCGACAACGUCAUCACCGACCACAACUUCGUCACCGACGACAACGUCAUCACCGACAACAACUUCGUCACCGACAACGACGUCAUCACCGACCACAACUUCAUCACCGACAACAACGUCGUCACCGACAACAACAUCGUCACCGACGACAACGUCUUCACCGACGACAACGUCUUCACCGACGACAACGUCGUCACCGACUACAACAUCGUCACCGACCACAACGUCUUCACCUACUACAACAUCGUCAUCGUCGACAACGUCUUCACCGACGACAACUUCGUCAAAGACGACAACGUCAUCACCGACAUCAACUUCGUCACCGACCACAACAUCGUCACCGACAACAACUUCGUCACCGACAACAACAUCAUCACCGACAACAACGUCGUCACCGACAACAACAUCGUCACCGACCACAACGUCUUCCCCGACGACAACGUCGUCACCGACUUCAACAUCGUCACCGACCACAACGUCUUCACCGACAACAACGUCGUCACCGACUACAACAUCGUCACCGACGACAACGUCGUCACCGACCACAACCUCGUCACCAACAACAACGUCGUCAACGACCACAACAUCGUCACCGACGACAACGUCGUCACCGACCACAACCUCGUCACCAACAACAACGUCGUCGACGACCACAACGUCGUCACCGACAACAACGUCGUCACCGACCACAACAUCAUCACCGACCACAACAUCGUCACCGACAACAACGUCGUCACCGACAACAACGUCUUCUCAGACCACAACGUCGUCACCUACAACAACGUCUUCACCGACAACAACGUCUUCGCCGUCCACAACGUCUUUAUCGACAACAACGUCUUCACCGACCACAACAUCGUCACCUACAACAACGUCGUCAUCGACAACAACAUCGUCACCGACCACAACCUCGUCACCGACAACAACGUCUUCACCGACCACAACGUCUUCACCGACAACAACAUCGUCACCGACCACAACCUCGUCACCGACAACAACGUCUUCACCGACUACAACGUCUUCACCGACUACAACGUCGUCACCGACAACAACAUCGUCACCGACCACAACCUCGUCACCGACAACAACGUCUUCACCGACCACAACGUCUUCACCGACAACAACAUCGUCACCGACCACAACCUCGUCACCGACAACAACGUCUUCACCGACUACAACGUCUUCACCGACAACAACGUCGUCACCGACUACAACAUCGUCACCGACAACAACGUCGUCACCGACAACAACGUCUUCACCGACAACAACGUCUUCUCCGACCACAACAUCGUCACCUACCACAACGUCUUCACCGACAACAACGUCUUCACCGUCCACAACGUCUUCAUCGACAACAACGUCUUCACCGACCACAACAUCGUCACCUACAACAACGUCGUCACCGACAACAACAUCGUCACCGACCACAACCUCGUCACCGACAACAACGUCUUCUACGACCACAACGUCUUCACCGACAACAACAUCGUCACCGACCACAACAUCGUCACCAACAACAACGUCUUCACCGACCACAACAUCGUCACCGACUACAACGUCGUCACCGACCACAACAUCAUCACCGACCACAACAUCGUCACCGACAACAACGUCGUCACCGACAACAACGUCGUCACCGACAACAACGUCGUCACCGACUACAACGUCAUAUAAUUGGCCGUGUCAAGAGACUAAAGGGAUGGAUGAUGAAGAUAUAACACCUUCGGAGAACAUUACAGUUGAGGGUCAGGUCGCAAGUCCAUCAGACAUUGAAAACCUUCGGGGAAAUUCAACCACCGGACCAUUUGUUGUUACUGCAAAUACGGUUACAAUAACCAUUGUGCUUAUUCCCGCCAUGCAAGUGGGUCGAGCUGAUCUGAUAGACGAUCAGAAUAUUGAUACCUUUAGCGUGAAGUUUAUAUCCAAUGGGACAACUUCUGAAGAAACAACGUACGAUAGUUCGGACAUGGCAAAGUUCAAAGAUGCAGUGAAUGUUGACGCCGUAAUAUUGACAAUAACGUUGGUUUCGUCCUCCGAUGUAGGGUCCUUCAAAUUGGAUCUACGUGUUUGCAAUGUAACGUCUGGCAGUGGAACAACUUUACCAACAGUGACGCCAUAUAUAUCUGAAUCAACGUCAACUACCACAUCAUACACAACAUUCUCAGAGACUACAUCGACAACAACAACGUCACCGACAACAACAACAACAGCAACGUCACCGACAACAACGUCAUCACCUACCACAACGUCUUCUCCGACCACAACAUCUUCACCGACAACAACAUCGUCACCGACCACAACAUCGUCACCGACCACUACAUCAUCACCAACAACAACAUCCUCACCGACCACAACGUCGUCACCGACAACAACAUCGUCACCGACGACAACAUCGUCACCGACGACAACAUCUUCACCUACAACAACAUCUUCACAUACCACAACGUCUUCACCAACAACAACGUCGUCACCGACCACAACGUCUAUAUCGACAACAACGUCUUCACCAACAACAACGUCUUCACCGACGACAACGUCGUCACCGACUACAACGUCGUCACCGACUACAACCUCGUCACCGACCACAACGUCUUCAUCUACUACAUCAUCGUCACCGACCACAACGUCGUCAACAACAACAACGUCGUCACCGACGACAACGUCGUCACCGACCACAACAUCAUCACCUACAACAACGUCAUCACCGACAACAUCUUCGUCACCGACCACAACAUCUUCACCUACAACAACGUCGUCACCGACCACAACGUCGUCACCGACAACAACGUCAUCACCGACAACAACUUCGUCACCGACCACAACAUCUUCACCUACAACAACGUCGUCACCGACAACAACAUCGUCACCGACCACAACGUCGUUAACAACAACAACAUCGUCACCGACAACAACGUCUUCACCGACAACAACGUCGUCAACGACCACAACGUCGUCAACAACAACAACGUCGUCACCGACCACAACGUCGUCACCGACGACAACGUCAUCGCCGACAACAACGUCGUCACCGACCACAACAUCAUCACCUACAACAACGUCGUCACCGACUACAACAUCGUCACCGACCACAACGUCGUCACCGACCACAACGUCGUCAUCGACCACAACGUCGUCACCGACCACAACGUCUUCACCGACAACAACGACGUCACCGACAACAACGUCUUCACCGACAACAACGUCGUCACCGACCACAACGUCGUCACCGACCACAACGUCACCGACAACAACGUCGUCACCGACAACAACGUCGUCAUCGACCAGUACGUCGUCACCGUCAACAACGUCGUCACAGACUACUACGUCGUCACCGACCACAACGUCUUCUCCGACCACAACAUCUUCACCGACAACAACAUCGUCACCGACCACAACAUCGUCACCAACAACUACAUCAUCACCAACAACAACCUCGUCACCGACCACAACGUCGUCACCGACAACAACAUCGUCACCGACCACAACAUCGUCACCGACCACUACAUCAUCACCAACAACAACAUCGUCACCGACCACAACGUCGUCACCGACGACAACAUCGUCACCGACGACAACAUCGUCACCGACGACAACAUCUUCACCUACAACAACAUCUUCACAUACCACAACGUCUUCACCAACAACAACGUCGGCACCGACCACAACGUCUACAUCGACAACAACAUCGUCACCGACCACUACAUCAUCACCAACAACAACAUCGUCACCGACCACAACGUCGUCACCGACGACAACAUCGUCACCGACGACAACAUCGUCACCGACGACAACAUCUUCACCUACAACAACAUCUUCACAUACCACAACGUCUUCACCAACAACAACGUCGUCACCGACCACAACGUCUACAUCGACAACAACGUCUUCACCAACCACAACGUCUUCACCGACGACAACGUCGUCACCGACUACAACCUCGUCACCGACCACAACGUCUUCAUCUACUACAACAUCAUCACCGACAACAACAUCAUCACCGACCACAACAUCUUCACCUACAACAACCACGUCACCGACAACAACAUCGUCACCGACCACAACGUCGUCAACAACAACAACGUCGUCACCGACGACAACCUCGUCACCGACCACAACAUCGUCACCGACCACAACGUCUUCACCGACAACAACGUCGUCACCGACCACAACGUCGUCACCGACAACAACGUCAUCACCGACAACAACUUCGUCACCGACCACAACAUCUUCACCUACAACAACGUCGUCACCGACAACAACAUCGUCACCGACCACAACGUCGUUAACAACAACAACAUCGUCACCGACAACAACGUCUUCACCGACAACAACGUCGUCAACGACCACAACGUCGUCACCGACAACAACAUCGUCACCGACCACAACGUCGUUAACAACAACAACAUCGUCACCGACAACAACGUCUUCACCGACAACAACGUCGUCAACGACCACAACGUCGUCACCGACCACAACGUCGUCACCGACCACAACGUCGUCACCGACGACAACGUCGUCACCGACAACAACUUCGUCACCGACCACAACAUCAUCACCUACAACAACGUCGUCACCGACCACAACAUCGUCACCGACCACAACGUCGUCACCGACCACAACGUCGUCACCGACGACAACGUCAUCACCGACAACAACGUCAUCACCGACGACAACAUCAUCACCGACCACAACGUCUUCACCGACAUCAACGUCGUCACCAACCACAACAUCGUCACCGACGACCACGACGUCUUCACCGACAACAACGUUGUCACCGACCACAACAUUGUCAUCGACGACAACGUCGUCACCGACUACAACGUCGUCACCAACAACAACGUCGUCACCGACCACAACGUCUUCACCAACAACAACGUCGUCACCUACCACAACGUCGUCAUCGACCACAACGUCUUCACCAACGACAACGUCAUCUCCGACAACAACAUCGUCAUUGACGACAACGUCUUCACCGACAACAACGUCUUCACCGACGACAACGUCAUCACCGACGACAACCUCGUCACAAACGACAACGUCGUCACCAACCACAACAUCGUCACCGACGACCACAACGUCUUCACCGACAACAACUUCGUCACCAACCACAACAUCGUCACCGACGACAACGUCAUCACCGACGACAACUUCGUCACCGACAACAACAUCGUCACCGACGACAACAUCUUCACCUACAACAACAUCUUCACAUACCACAACGUCUUCACCGACAACAACGUCGUCACCGACCACAACACUGACCACUACUUCGUCACCUACAACAACAACAACCGAAUCAACAUCCCCAUCCACAACAGGUCCCCCAUGCUCUAAGGAAGAUGGAAUGGACAAGCCAUAUUACAUUCCGGCAGAAAACAUUCAUUUCCCAAAUCACGUGACACUCGAAGAAACUAGAGAUAACAUUAGGGCCACAGAGCAAGGAUCUGUUACAUUUACUGACACAAGCCUCGUUGUUGAAGUCACUAUACAGCCCGAAAACGAACUCGACUAUAUUACGCUGCCUGGUAGCCAAGGAGUAGAAAAGUUCACCGUGAACUACCUGACAGUAACCGAUGAAAACAACUGGGUUCCGCUUGCUGUUAACGGUGUUACGGAGUUCAAACCAGACAAAAAUGCAGUGUUCACGCCAUCAAGAAGUGAAAUAACAAAACUCCGAAUCGAAAUAUUCAAGGCUGAACAAGAAACGGCCGCUUCUGUAAAGCUGGUUAUAUUCGGUUGCUUCAACAAACUAUCAACCACAACUGCGUCUACAACUGCCACCACAACACCCAUUUCAGUUUGUCCAUACCCUCUCCCUCUCAAUAAUGAAACCAUUGACGCAUAUGAGGCCACAAUUGACGGUCCAGAGGGCAUUCGAGACAUAACGAGCACCAAGUCAAACACUCUUUACAACUUAGUUGGAGGAGAUUAUGUGACUUUCAAACUACCCAACAAAGUUGCACUAUCUAAAGUGCAGUUUGUAUCACAGUUUCUAAAGAGCUACCAACUUGAACUCCUGCUGAAUGAAGGGGAACUUCCUGAAAUUGUGGAUGUAAAUGUUGACUCUCCGGAUGAAGUCUCUGUUCAAACAAAGGAGUUUCCAAUGUACGAGAUGAAAGUGAUAGAUGUUACAGUGAACUUUAACAACUCAUUUGACGUGGCCAAGCGACCAUACGUCAAGAACCUUGUUGUUUUUGUUUGCGAGGAAGAAGAGAUAACAACAACAACAACGUCAACGACCACAACAACGUCAUCUACCACGACAACGUCACCAACCUCAACGUCGUCAUCGACAACAACGUCGUCACCGACCACAACCUCGUCACCGACAACAACGUCUUCAACGACCACAACGUCGUCACCGACAACAACGUCGUCACCGACCACAACAUCGUCACCGACAACAACGUCUUCUUCGACCACAACAUCAUCACCGACCACAACAUCAUCACCGACAACAACAUCAUCACCGACAACAACGUCGUCACCGACCACAACGUCGUCACCGACCACAACGUCUUCGCCGACCACAACUUCGUCACCGACAACAACGUCGUCACCGACCACAACGUCGUCACCGACCACAACCUCGUCACCGACAACAACAUCGUCACCGACCACAACCUCGUCACCGACCACAACAUCAUCACCGACCACAACAUCGUCACCAACCACAACAUCAUCACCAACCACAACGUCGUCACCGACCACAACAUCAUCACCGACCACAACGUCAUCACCGACCACAACAUCAUCACCGACCACAACGUCGUCACCGACCACAACAUCAUCACCGACCACAACAUCAUCACCGACCACAACAUCGUCACCGACCACAACAUCAUCACCGACCACAACGUCGUCACCGACCACAACAUCAUCACCGACCACAACGUCGUCACCGACCACAACAUCAUCACCGACCACAACAUCAUCACCGACCACAACCUCGUCACCGACCACAACAUCAUCACCGACCACAACGUCGUCACCGACCACAACAUCAUCACCGACCACAACAUCAUCACCGACAACAACAUCAUCACCGACCACAACAUCUUCACCGACCACAACACUAUCCCCGACCACGACACCGUCACAUAAUUGGACAUGUCAGGAGACCAAAGGGAUGGAUAACAAAGUUAUAACGCCUUCAGAGAACAUUCAAGUUGUGGGUCAAACCUCAAGUCUGUCAGAUAUUGAAAACCUUCGGGAAAAUUCAACCACCGGACCAUUUGUUGUUACUGCAAAAACAGUUAAAAUAACCAUUGUGUUUGAGAACUUCACCGAACUUGGUCGAGUUGAUCUGAUAGAUGAGAAGAACAUUGAAACCUUUAGCGUUAACUUGAUAUACAUAAAUGGGACAACUUCUGGAAAAACAACUUACAGUGGUUCGGACAUGGCGAAGUUUAAUGAAUCAGUCAAGGUUCAAGCCGUUGAAUUGACAAUAUCGAUGGGAACGCUUUCCGGAGAAGGAUCCUUCAAAUUGGACCUACGUGUUUGUUAUGUAUCGGAUCAAAGUGGCACAACGGUCCCAACAGUGACCCCUUAUAUAUCUGAACCUACGUCAACUACGACAUCAUAUACAACCUUCUCAGAAACUACAUCGACAACAACGUCGUCACCUACCACAACGACGUCACCAACUACAACGUCGUCACCGACCACAACCUCGUCACCGACAACAACGUCGUCACCGACCACAACGUCGUCACCGACAACAACGUCGUCACCGACAACAACGUCGUCACCGACCACAACGUCGUCACCGUCAACAACGUCGUCACCGACUACUACGUCGUCACCGACCACAACAUCUUCACCGACCACAACAUCAUCACCGACCACAACGUCGUCACCGACCACAACAUCAUCACCAACCACAACGUCUUCACCGACUACAACGUCUUCGCUGACAACAACGUCUUCACCGACCACAACGUCGUCACCGACCACAACGUCGUCACCGACAACAACGUCAUCACCGACAACAACUUCGUCACCGACGACAACGUCGUCACCGACCACUACGUCGUCACCGACAACAACGUCGUCACCGACAACAACGUCGUCACCGACCACAACGUCGUCACCGACAACAACGUCACCGACAACAACGUCGUCACCGACCACAACGUCGUCAUCGACCACUACGUCGUCACCGUCAACAACGUCGUCACCGACUACUACGUCGUCAUCGACCACAACGUCUUCACCGACCACAACGUCGUCACCGACCACAACAUCAUCACCGACAACAACGUCGUCACCGACCACAACAUCGUCACCGACCACAACGUCUUCAUCGACAACAACGACGUCACCGACCACAACGUCGUCACCGACCACAGCAUCGUCACCGACCACAACAUCAUCGCCGACCACAACGUCGUCACCGACCACAACAUCAUCCCCAACCACAACGUCUUCACCGACUACAACUUCUUCACUGACAACAACGUCUUCACCAACCACAACGUCGUCGCCGACAACAACGUCGUCACCGACCACAACGUCGUCACAGACCACAACUUCGUCACCGACCACAACGUCGUCACCGACCACAACGUCGUCACCAACGACAACAUCGUCACCGACAACAACGUCGUCACCGACCACAACGUCGUCACCGACAACAACGUCUUCUCCGACCACAACGUCGUCACCGACCACAACGUCUUCACCGACCACAACGUCGUCACCGACAACAACGUCGUCACCAACGACAACAUCGUCACCGACAACAACGUCGUCACCGACCACAACAUCGUCACCGACAACAACGUCUUCUCCGACCACAACAUCGUCACCGACCACAACAUCGUCACCGACAACAACGUCGUCACCGACAACAACGUCGUCAUCGACAGCAACGUCGUCACCGACCACAACGUCGUCACCGACAACAACGUCGUCACCAACGACAACAUCGUCACCGACAACAACGUCGUCACCGACCACAACAUCGUCACCGACAACAACGUCUUCUCCGACCACAACAUCAUCACCGACCACAACAUCGUCACCGACAACAACAUCAUCACCGACAACAACGUCGUCAUCGACCACAACGUCGUCACCGACCACAACGUCUUCGCCGACCACAACGUCUUCACCGACAACAACGUCGUCAACGACCACAACGUCGUCACCGACAACAACAUCGUCACCGACCACAACCUCGUCACCGACCACAACAUCAUCACCGACCACAACAUCGUCACCGACCACAACAUCAUCACCGACCACAACGUCGUCACCGACCACAACAUCAUCACCGACCACAACGUCGUCACCGACCACAACAUCAUCACCGACCACAACGUCGUCACCGACCACAACAUCAUCAUCGACCACAACAUCAUCACAAACCACAACAUCAUCACCGACCACAACGUCGUCACCGACCACAACAUCAUCACCGACCACAACGUCGUCACCGACCACAACAUCGUCACCGACCACAACGUCGUCACCGACCACAACAUCAUCACCGACCACAACUUCGUCACCGACCACAACGUCGUCACCAACUACAACGUUGUCACCGACAACAACUUCGUCACCGACCACAACGUCGUCACCGACCACAACUUCGUCACCGACCACAACUUCGUCACCGACAACAACGUCGUCACCGACAACAACGUCGUCACCGACCACAUCGUCGUCACCGACCACAACGUCUUCACCGACCACAACCUCGUCACCGACAACAACUUCGUCACCGACAACAACGUCGUCACCGACCACAACGUCGUCACCGACAACAACGUCGUCACCGACCACAACGUCGUCACCGACCACAACGUCUUCACCGACCACAACGUCGUCACCGACCACAACGUCACCGACAACAACGUCUUCACCGACCACAACGUCUUCAACGACAACAACGUCGUCACCGACCACAACGUCUUCGCCGACCACAACAUCGUCACCGACCUCAACGUCUUCACCGACCACAACUUCUUCACCUACAACAACGUCGUCAGAGACAACAACAUCGUCACCGACAACUACACCAAUUCCAAUUUGUCCAUACCCCUACCCACUCAAUAAUGAAACCAUUGACACAUAUGAGGCCACGAUCGACGGUCCAGAAGGCAUUCGAGACAUAACGAGCACGGAGUCAAGCACUGUUUACUACCCAGUGGAAGGGGACUAUGUGGCUUUCAAACUUCCCUACAAAGUUGCUCUAUCUAAAAUACAGUUCACAUCACAGUAUCUUAAGAGCUACCAAAUAGUGCUCUUGUUUAACGCUGGGGAACUUCCUGAAAUUUUGGAAGUGCCUGUUGACUUCCCGUAUGAAGUUUCUGAGCAAAAGAAAGAGUUCCCAAUGUACGAGAUGAAUGUCACAGAAGUAACAGUGAACUUUACAGAAUUUGUUGACGUGGCAGAGAAACCGUACGUCCAGAACCUUGCUGUUUAUGUUUGCGGCGAAGAAGAGGAACAAACAACCACAACGUCGUCACCUACCACAACGUCGUCACCUACCACAACGUCGUCACCGACCACAACGUCGUCACCUACCACAACGUCGUCACCUACAACAACGUCUUCACCGACCACAACGUCUUCACCGAGCACAACGUCGUCACCUACAACAACGUCUUCACCGACCACAACGUCUUCACCAACCACAACGUCGUCACCUACAACAACGUCUUCAUCGACCACAACGUCUUCACCGACCACAACGUCGUCACCAACCACAACGUCGUCACCUACAACAACGUCUUCACCGACCACAACGUCUUCACCGACCACAACGUCGUCACCAACAACAACGUCGUCACCGACCACAACAUCGUCACCUACAACAACGUCUUCACCGACAACAACAUCAUCACCGACCACAACGUCGUCACCUACCACAACAUCGUCACCUACAACAACGUCUUCACCGACCACAACCUCGUCACCGACCACAACGUCUUCACCGACCACAACGUCGUCACCGACCACAACGUCGUCACCGACAACAACGUCUUCACCUACAACAACGUCGUCACCGACCACAACGUCGUCACCGACCACAACGUCGUCACCUACAUCAACGUCUUCACCGACCACAACGUCGUCAUCAACAACAACGUCGUCACCGACCACAACAUCGUCACCUACAACAACGUCGUCACCGACAACAACAUCAUCACUGACAACAACGUCGUCACCGACCACAACAUCGUCACCUACAUCAACGUCUUCACCGACCACCACGUCGUCACCGACAACAACAUCGUCACCAACAACAACUUCGUCACCGACCACAACGUCGUCACCGACAACAACGUCAUCACCGACCACAACGUCAUCACCGACAACAACGUCGUCACCGACCACAACAUCGUCACCGACAACAACGUCGUCACCAACAACAACUUCGUCACCGACUACAACGUCGUCACCUACAACUACGUCGUCACCGACCACAACGUCUUCACCGACCACCACGUCGUCACCGACAACAACGUCGUCACCAACAACAACUUCGUCACCGAGCACAACGUCGUCACCGACAACAACGUCAUCACCGACCACAACGUCAUCACCGACAACAACGUCGUCACCGACCACAACGUCUUCACCGACCACCACGUCGUCACCGACAACAACGUCGUCACCAACAACAACGUCCUCACCGACCACAACGUCGUCACCGACAACAACGUCAUCACCGACCACAACGUCCUCACCGACAACAACGUCGUCACCGACAACAACGUCGUCACCGACCACAACGUCGUCACCUACAACAACGUCGUCACCGACCACAACGUCGUCACCAACAACAACGUCGUCACCAACAACAACAUCGUCACCUACAACAACGUCGUCACCGACCACAACGUCGUCACCAACAACAACGUCGUCACCGACAACAACAUCGUCACCUACAACAACGUCGUCACCGAAAACAACAUCAUCACCAACAACAACGUCGUCACCUACAACAACGUCGUCACCGACCACAACGUCUUCACCGACCACCACGUCGUCACCGACCACAACGUCGUCACCGACAACAACGUCGUCACCUACAACAACGUCGUCACCGACAACAACAUCAUCACUGACAACAACGUCGUCACCGACCACAACAUCGUCACCUACAUCAACGUCGUCACCGACCACAACAUCGUCACCGACCACAACGUCGUCACCGACCACAACGUCUUCACCGACCACAACAUCUUCACCGACCACAACGUCGUCACCGACCACAACGUCUUCACCGACCAAAACGUCGUCACCGACAUCAACGUCGUCACCGACCACAACAUCGUCACCGACAACAACGUCGUCACCAACAACAACUUCGUCACCGACCACAACGUCUUCACCGACCACCACGUCGUCACCGACAACAACGUCGUCACCAACAACAACGUCCUCACCGACCACAACGUCGUCACCGACAACAACGUCAUCACCGACCACAACGUCCUCACCGACCACAACGUCGUCACCGACAACAACGUCGUCACCGACCACAACGUCGUCACCUACAACAACGUCGUCACCGACCACAACCUCGUCACCAACAACAACGUCGUCACCGACAACAACAUCGUCACCUACAACAACGUCGUCACCGACCACAACGUCGUCACCAACAACAACGUCGUCACCGACAACAACAUCGUCACCUACAACAACGUCGUCACCGACAACAACAUCAUCACCGACCACAACGUCGUCACCUACAACAACGUCGUCACCGACCACCACGUCGUCAACGACCACAACGUCGUCACCGACAACAACGUCGUCACCUACAACAACGUCGUCACCGACAACAACAUCCUCACUGACAACAACGUCGUCACCGACCACAACAUCGUCACCUACAUCAACGUCGUCACCGACCACAACAUCGUCACCGACCACAACGUCGUCACCGACCACAAUGUCGUCACCGACCACAACGUCUUCACCGACCACAACGUCGUCACCGACCACCACUUCGUCACCGACAUCAACGUCGUCACCGACCACAACAUCGUCACCGACAACAACGUCGUCACCAACAACAACUUCGUCACCGACCACAACGUCGUCACCUACAACAACGUCGUCACCGACCACAACAUCUUCACCGACCACCACGUCGUCACCGACAACAACGUCGUCACCAACAACAACGUCGUCACCGACCACAACGUCGUCACCGACAACAACGUCAUCACCGACCACAACGUCAUCACCGACAACAACGUCGUCACCGACCACAACGUCUUCACCGACCACCACGUCGUCACCGACAACAACGUCGUCACCAACAACAACGUCCUCACCGACCACAACGUCGUCACCGACAACAACGUCAUCACCGACCACAACGUCCUCACCGACAACAACGUCGUCACCGACCACAACGUCGUCACCGACAACAACUUCGUCACCGACCACAACAUCAUCACCGACAACAACGUCGUCACCGACCACAACAUCUUCACCGACCACAACAUUAUCAUCGACCACAACGUCGUCACCGACCACAACGUCGUCACCGACAACAACAUCGUCACCGACCACAACGUCUUCACCGACCACAACGUCGUCACCGACAACAACGUCGUCACCGACAACAACAUCUUCGCCGACCACAACUUCGUCACCGACAACAACGUCGUCACCGACCACAACGUCUUCACCGACAACAACGUCGUCACCGACCACAACAUCAUCACCGACAACAACGUCGUCACCGACCACAACGUCGUCACCGACCACAACGUCGUCACCGACCACAACGUCAUCACCGACAACAACGUCGUCACCGACCACAACUUCUUCACCGACCACAACACCAUCCUCGACCACGACACCGUCACAAAAUUGGACAUGUCAAGUGACCAAAGGGAUGGAUGACACAGUUAUAAUACCUUCAGAGAACAUUAAAGUUGAGGGUCAAUCCUCAAGUCUGUCCGAUAUUGAAAACCUUCGGGAAAAUUCAACCACCGGACCAUUUGUUGUUACUGCAAAUAAGGUUACAAUAACCAUUGUGUUCAAGAACUUCACCGAGCUGGGUCGUGUUGAUCUGGUAGAUGAGAAGAACAUUGAUACAUUUAGCGUUAACUUGAUAUACAUAAAUGGGACAACUUCUGGAGAAACAACUUACAAAGGUUCGGAAAUGGCGAAGUUCAAAGAUGCAGUGGAUGUUGGAUCCGUCGUAUUGACAAUAUCGAUGGGAACGCUUUCCGGAGAAGGAUCCUUCAAAUUAGAUCUACGUGUUUGUUAUGAACCGGGUCAAAGUGGCACAACUGUCCCAACAGUGACCCCUAUUAUAUCUGAACCUACGUCAACUACGACAUCAUAUACAACCUUCUCAGAAACUACAUCGACAACAACGUCGUCACCGACCACAACGUCGUCACCGACAACAACGUCAUCACCGACAACAACGUCGUCACCGACAACAACGUCUUCACCGACCACAACGUCGUCACCGACCACAACGUCUACACCGACAACAACGUCGUCACCGACAACACCGUCAUCACCGACAACAACGUCGUCACCGACAACAACGUCUUCACCGACAACAACGUCGUCACCGACCACAACGUCUACACCGACAACACCGUCGUCACCGACAACAACGUCGUCACCGACCACAACGUCGUCACCGACAACAACAUCGUCACCGACCACAACGUCUUCACCCACCACAACUUCAUCACCGACAACAACAUCUUCACCGACCACAACUUCAUCACCGACAACAACAUCUUCACCGACCACAACUUCAUCACCGACCACAACGUCUUCACCGACCACAACGUCGUCACCGACAACAACGUCUUCACCGACCACAACGUCUACACCGACCACAACUUCGUCACCGACCACAACGUCUUCACCGACCACAACGUCGUCACCGACCACAACUUCGUCACCGACAACAACGUCGACAUCGACCACAACGUCGUCACCGACAACAACGUCGUCACCGACCACAACAUCAUCACCGACAACAACAUCUUCACCGACCACAACUUCGUCACCGACAACAACAGUGACCACAUCGUUUUCAUCAUCUACGACCGCAUCUACAAUAACAUCUACUUUAUCGACAACAGUUACAACACCGUCUGUUUGUUACGUCAAUUUUACACAUAUAGUGGUAUCACCAAAUGCAAAUGUGUUUGGUUACAUUGAGAAGGAUGGAAAACCGGGAUUUACCGACGAUAAAGAAGCGGUGUAUUCUGGUCAUACUAUUGAGGCUGGUGUCAUCGUUCAUGUCCAAUGCAAGAAUUGUGAGUGUUCAGAUGAUGGUCAAUUGACAUGUAUCGACAAUGAGAUUUGCGACUGCCAGUACGGCCCCUGGAGUGACUGGAGUGGAUGUUCCGUCACGUGCGGAGCCGGAUGGAGUUCAAGGUCACGGCAGAAGGUUGCGGGCGGCAUUUUGUGUAAGGAGGAAGAAGUAGACGAAACAAAAACUCCAUGUGAGGAUACCACAUGCCCAACUACAACACCAACGUGUUCACAAUGGUCUUCAUGGACAGAAUGUGACUGCUCGACUAACUCUAAAUCAAGAUCACGUGUUGGUGAUUGUGAUAGCUUGUAUGAAACCGAAGUGUGCAACGAUGGAUGCUCCACAACACCUUUCUGCACGGACGGAAGGGAACCUGUCCCGUGUGUAUCUGUAUGUGACGAUUCCUGUCAAGCAAUAAGGCUGCCUGACUCCUGCAUAGACACAGAUGAUUGCAUACCGGGAUGUCAAUGUCCACCAGGAAUGCGUUGGGACAAUGGACACUGCAUCAAUGAAACCGACUGUCCCUGCUAUGACGAAGAUGGUGUCCCUGUGAUAACAGGCUUCACCAGGUCACCAAACCCUGCCAAUCCUUGUGAAAUAUGCACUUGCAAUGAAUUCAACCAGUUCAGUUGCACCGAGGAUCCGUUCUGCUGCUCUCCGAGGGAAUGGACCGAUUGGUCUCAAUGUUCAACGACAUGCGGGCCUGGCAUUAUGAGGAGAACGCGUGUUCUGGACGGACCGGGUUGUGACGAGGAGGAAACCGAACAGACGACGCCUUGCGAGGUCGAAGAAUCAUGUGGUCCUGAUUGUGAACCCGACUACAAAGUUGGUGAUGUCAUGUCAAACUGCACGUGCGAAAUAUGUUAUUGUGCUGGAGACGGUUCUAAGUCGUGUGUCUCUAAGGAGGACGAGAAUGUUGACGGAGGACUCAGCUCAUGGUCUGAGUGGAGCGAAUGUUCCAAGGUGUGUGACGGCGGCCGACGAACCCGCCAUCGGACAUGUUCUAACCCGCUGCCGCGGUGUUCCGGGGCCGCCUGCUCAGGUCCUAUGAUCGAGUCGGAACUCUGCAAUACUGAGGUCUCCUGUUGCGAUGUCAACGACUGGAGUGCCUGGAGUGACUGCAGCAGCAAUUGUGGACCAGGCAACAUGACCAGAACCAGAGACCUUGUCAACCCAUCAGAUGUGUGUGAUAAAUACCUGGAAGAAACCGUACCGUGUACUGGAGUGGAACCUUGUGACGAAGAUUGUAAGGUUAGCGAGUGGACUAACUGGACGCCGUGUAACGUGCUCUGCGGUAUCGGAACACAGAUACGGGAACGUGUGAUCACCGCUGGUGAACCCGGCAUCUGUGGUGACCUUGACUUUGUCGAAGAACAGAUCUGCUUCAGAAGCGACUGCACGUGUGAACCUCCACAAGUAUGGAAGAACGACUCGCUGUGCCAUUCGCAAACAUGUGAAGAUAUGCUGAUCGACGCGUCCUGCUCAGACCAGCUGCUGCCUGCCUGCGUGUGCCCCGAGGAUAUGUACCUGAAAGACGGAGAAUGUGUUGUCAUAGCGGACUGUUACACGUGUGUGGUGGACGGGGAUGUGAAGAAGAGCGGAGAAAUCUGGUCGCCAACCGGAACAUGUGACGUCUGCCAGUGUGUAAUGGGAGAAGUUCAGUGCGAACGAGUCAUGGAGGAACCCGUGUGUGAAGAAGGAGAGGAGAUCACUUAUGACGACGGCCCCUGCUGUCCGAGGUGCCAGCCAAUUCCUCCCACCUGCCAACUUCGAAACAAAACGGAGACCAUUAACUACGAGAACUGCCGCUCCACCUCCGAGCUCACAUACAGCUACUGCGCCGGCUCGUGCGGCGAGAGCAAGUCUAAGCCACAUCUGACUCUGUCGAACGGGGAUCCGCCUUCAACGGACAACGAAUGUAGUUGUUGCCAGGGUAUUCCCGGAGGAAACCAGGAGGUCGAAAUGCGUUGCGAGAACGCCGACGGAACUGUGGAAACCGUGGUCGCCUUCAUGCCGACGCUAACAGCAUGUCUAUGUGACAUGUGCGGGUAGAGCUCGUUCUACGUUUCCGGAAGUGACAUGAACAGCUCGUAGUGAAAAGAAAAUGAACACAAAAGGAACAAUAUAUGUGUUAAACUUUGUUAACUGUUGUUACUUGUGAAUGAAGAUUACCCUUUCGUUAAGUUUUUGUUUAUUAAUUCUAUGGAUAAUUAUGCACAUAAAUUUUACGCUCUGA